Molecule: messenger RNA, 1014 nt
Organism: Triticum dicoccoides
Lineage: Eukaryota; Viridiplantae; Streptophyta; Magnoliopsida; Poales; Poaceae
Product: blue copper protein 1b-like
Exons: 2
Coding region: 221-913 (230 amino acids)
Cellular component (GO): plasma membrane
Molecular function (GO): electron transfer activity
Source: RefSeq, a predicted model, not a curated record
CUGCACGCCAUGAAAAUAUAUGCUUCCCCUCCCCACCACUCCAUCAGUGCGUGCUCUAGUCUGGCUAUAAAGUUCCCAGCUCCCAACUCCCGAAAGAUAUAUGCGCAGCUAGCCAGCCCACGGCGCAUUGUCGGCCGUCACAAGAGCAUCUCUCCCGCGGCAACAGCUCGGCCCUAGCUUCUUAUCAUCAGUUGUCUUGCGGCCACUCGGAUCGCGCGCGAUGCUGCAGCUUUGCAGCCGGCGCGUCCUCGUCGUCGCCUUGGCGGUGGCCGUCCUGGGCGCCGCUAACCCGCGCGCCGCCGUGGACGCGUACAAGAACUACACCGUCGGCGACGACAAGGGCUGGUACGACGGCCUCGCGGUCGACUACCAGGCUUGGGCCGAAGGCUACAACUUCACCCUCGGAGAUUUUCUCAUAUUCAACACGGACAAGAAUCACUCGGUGGUGCAGACACGGAACGAGACCCUGUACAAGAGCUGCGACUACGACGACUCCGGCCUCGACGACACCGUCGAUUGGUCCGCCGCCGCGCCGGAGUUCAGCAAGGAUGCCGUCACCGCCGCCGUGCCACUGCUCAAGGAGGGCAGAACGUACUUCUUCUCCGGGAACUACGACGGCGAGCAGUGCGAGAACGGCCAGCGCUUCGCCAUAGCCGUCGCACACGGCCAAGGCCUCCCGCCGGACCUCAGGCCGCCGGUGGCCGACGCGCCAGGGCCAGCAGCCGGACCCGACAGCGCCGACAGGGCGCCGGCCUUCGACUUCAGCCACCCAAAGAACGUCUCCACGCCGUCGGAAACCGGUGCUUCCGAUGACGAGACGAGUACCAGUACUUCGGAUUCUACUCUAAAUCUAGCCAGUUUGGGGGCUGGCCUGAUCAUGGCUCUCAGUGUGCUCUUUGCGGUGCAAGUAUAAAAGCUGUACAUGAUGCUUUAGCGGCUGGUUCGUUUUGUCGUACCUAAAUUGUAAGGUUUAUUAUUUUUGCAAAUAUAAUGAUGUAGCUUCAUGUACGGAAA